Messenger RNA from Adineta steineri, 327 nucleotides. The record is from the annotation of a GenBank genome assembly. NCBI's taxonomy places the organism in Eukaryota, Metazoa, Rotifera, Eurotatoria, Adinetida, Adinetidae.
AUGAAUGACUCAAAAUAUGGUGUCGAUGAGAAGGGUUUAUUCGCAGUGGAAAAAAUUUACAAAGGUGAAGAAUUGAUUUACGAUUAUGAUCCUUUGGUCGAGGAAUGGCCAUUUUAUCCGAAUAAUGAUAAACGAGGAAAAUACACCAAAGCAGAAUUAUUCAAGUUGAUUGAAAAUAACCCAAAAUUAAGCAAACUCAUUAAUUAUCAAGCAUACAUGAUUGACGAUAAUCUAUUCAAUGUUCCAUUUAAAUAUGCAGUCAUGGAUUCUGAUAAUGUUAAUGAUUGUGAAAAGCGUUUUCCCCAUACUUUAUUCAUUAACCAUUCU